Molecule: messenger RNA, 1215 nt
Organism: Colletotrichum spaethianum
Lineage: Eukaryota; Fungi; Ascomycota; Sordariomycetes; Glomerellales; Glomerellaceae
Product: fujikurins biosynthesis cluster transcription factor
Exons: 2
Coding region: 1-1215 (404 amino acids)
Biological process (GO): regulation of DNA-templated transcription
Molecular function (GO): zinc ion binding; DNA-binding transcription factor activity, RNA polymerase II-specific
Source: RefSeq, a predicted model, not a curated record
AUGUCACCUGCACACCGCCAGUCCUGCGACCGCUGUCGCCAGCAGAAAGUAAGGUGCUUGCGAGACAACAACACUUCUGUCCCAGGCCCAGGCCGAGUAUCCGCUUCCCUGUUGUGCGACCGCUGUGCAAAAGCAGGAGCGGAAUGCGUGUACAGUGAUCCCUUCGAGCUCGGGCCGGCCUUUGGUAAUGGUGAUGAGACGCCUAGCUCACCGACUGGUCACUCCCACCUUAUUACCGCCUUGAUGGGUCACCCUUCUCACGACCUGCAUGUUGACGAAGGCGAGACGGCUGCCGGCGGCUAUGGUGCAUCGGACGCAGAGCAUCACCUGCUGCCACUUCAAAUUCCCCCAAAUUCGCUCGAGUCGCUCGCCACAUUGCUAGCAGAGGCUGUGUCUGCUUCGUCCAUGCCAGCGGUGCCCUUUUACGACGCCACCGCCCCAGCUCCUUUGAUGGAGAUCGACACCGACCAUGAAGACACAACGAGCUUCUUGUUCUCACAGUUGACGGCCGUGAGCCAAAGGGCCAUGCGGACAGUCCGCCGUCUCUCCCGCUCCAGCACAGGUGCAGGUGCAACCACCCUGAUGGUGUCGUCGCCCGAGGUGAACGAGGCUUUGGAGGACACGAAUACGCUGAUAAGCACCGUCAACAACAUCAUGACAGCGGCAGAGACAGCAGGACGUGACGAAUCAAUGACCACGGCCGAUUACGCCGGACUGGCCUUGUCGGCUCUCGCUUGUCACCAAAACCUCAUGGCGCUCUUCCGAGCCAUUUGCGAUGCCAUACAAGGUAGACUGCAAGCCAAGAAAGAAGAGCGGGAACAAAAACAACAACAACACGCCGCCCGAGACAAUUGCGGCGUGGGACCUCUCAAUGUCGCCCAGUUCGUCAUGGUGCUGCAAUUGCUGAUGCACCUCAUCAGUCGCAUGGGCCGCUUCUUGGUGACAUCGCACACGACGACUGAGCAGGAGAGCCAGUUUAUCGCACCCGCGUCCAUGCUCGACUGCAGUGCUAUGGCCGCCGACGACUACGCCAUUGACAUUGCCCCCGGUCAGUCUACAGCAUCGUCAGCCACACCAGCCCACCACUCGACGCGCCGCAGUGGUCUUCUUGAGCAUGUACAAGAGAUUGUCGGAAACAUACCCAGUGAGCGUGAGAGACUGAGGCUCAUCAUCCAGGAACUGCAGGCGGAAAUGGACCAUGCGGAAAUGCACUAA